AUGACAGUCGACGAUACCACCGUGGCAGCAGCGCAGAGCGAAAAGGUGUCCGCCGUGUUCGCGCCCACCAGCAAUGCAACGGCAGCCGAUGACUCGGACGUGAUGCGUCAGGAGAAGUUGGGGCACAUCAAACCCCUAGACGACGCCGCCCUGAAAGCUACGAGAGCAUACCUUCAACAGAGGUUCGCUCGUCGGAAUCUGCCACGGAAAGAUGGCCGGCACCAUGUGGUAUACGGCGGAGUUCCCAGUCGUCGCCGCACGACGGAUAAGUACCGGCCUGCGGCGUCUGAGCGGGCAGAUGAACGACGAAUGGCUCUCAUGGUGCGGAUGAUUCGGGAUCUGGAGAUUGUCGACUCUGGCAGCUGCAAGGCAAUCUGCGGCAAUCCAGUUGCCGCCUAUGAAGCUCCCAAAGCGCUCAGCAUCGCGACGAAUUGGGUAUUCCCGCUCACAAUCUUGCUGAGCCUCCCAUUCGAGUCUCUCCACGAACGCAAAUUUUCCAGGACCCUGGUUGCCGUCCUCAACUGGCUGGGCUCCCCGCAGACGGCCCUGACGGCAACCAUCUUCAACUUCCGCCAACUGCGCGAGUCACAUCGACGGGUCCUCAGGCAUGCCAGCGGCUCACAGAUGCAUUUGUACAGCGCGGCGUACUAUGUGCUCUGCUGCGUGAAUCAGUUCGACGGCUUCAGUCUCGCAGAGGAUGACGGUAUGCCAACGCGGAUGCUGGAUGUCCUGGUCUAUGGCUUGUUUCGGCCAUUAUCCGGCGAUCAAGAUCUGGAUGUUGACCUCACCCAUCAGCUGUUGUGUUCAGUCGCAUUUCAGCUGCGCAUGCUGCGUCGACGUGGAGUCAUACCCAUGCUCGCCAAUAUGGGCGUUUUUCUCGUCGCCUUCAUCUUCUCUGUCGUCCUCGCCUUUGCCGAGCUGGGUGAUGCCAAUACACCUUUCUCGCUGGCCUUUGGCCUGUUGAUAACCUGGCUUCCGCUCCUGGUCGUCUUCACCAUUGUCGACAGGAACCCCAUAUCGUCGGACCGCUCCGCUGAACUGAUUUCUCGCUGGCUCUACAACGUAGACGCUGUCAUGACGUGGGCACAUCCCUUGGGCGCUCAGCAUGGCCGGCCAGCCGCGAGAAUAGCUCCCGCUCACCAACCGGUCAGAGGUGCUGCUCUCGAGCACAUCCAGUGGUGGAAUGACAGCACUCAAAUACCCGAGCCUCUGAGAAUCCAUGGAUUUAUUGGACAAGGCAGAAAGAUUAAAUUCUGCGGGCUUCCUAAAGCACUGCUCGACGCUUCGACGAUCAUUGACUUCCAUGCCGAAAAGAGAGGCGGCCUCAGCCACUGCGCGACGGAAGUCGCUAGGAGGUCGAAAGCUGGGAAGCCCAUGGCAUGGUAUGUCGUGGCGGUGCUUUCUUUCCUCUUGGUAUGGUGGGCUAUCAUGACCGCCUUCGUCGUAUCGUUCACGGCCCCGACCAUAGGUCUGGGUUGCCGAUCCUUGUCAUACCUGCUGUUUGGCGGUUUCAGCUCUGUUUCCUGGGUGAUUCAGUUCUCAAAACGUCCGCGGCGAAGGCUACUUUGGGUCUCGUACGUCUUCAACCUUCUGGCUGUGCUGGUUCUGCUUGUUGUGAUUAUAUUUCAGGUGACGGGCCUGGCUAGCAACUGUUACUGCAAAUCAAGCGUUUUGAACGCGCCUCUGCUCGGGGGUUACGUCGACUUCGAAAACACCGGGUUCUACCGGGACAACUUCAACGUCUUGCAAUAUUGGGCUGCGGCGGCUAUUGUCGGGAGUGCGGUCCCGACAAUGGCGUUUGUUGUUGCCCUGUUCUGGUGGCUCAAAUGCAGCCAUCUAUGGAAGGCCACCGAGCACGGGAACGAGCCGCAGCGACUCUGGCGGGUUCCAGCUGACAUGAGGUGGCUGAUGUAG
This is a messenger RNA of Purpureocillium lilacinum, 1914 nucleotides long. The record is from RefSeq and is a predicted model, not a curated record. Lineage: Eukaryota; Fungi; Ascomycota; Sordariomycetes; Hypocreales; Ophiocordycipitaceae.